This is a messenger RNA of Plodia interpunctella (Indianmeal moth), 5370 nucleotides long. Its product is annotated as dual specificity protein kinase splB-like. The transcript has 8 exons. Gene Ontology annotation, molecular function: transmembrane receptor protein tyrosine kinase activity; ATP binding. Gene Ontology annotation, biological process: cell surface receptor protein tyrosine kinase signaling pathway; protein phosphorylation; multicellular organism development. The record is from RefSeq and is a predicted model, not a curated record. Lineage: Eukaryota; Metazoa; Arthropoda; Insecta; Lepidoptera; Pyralidae. Gene Ontology annotation, cellular component: signaling receptor complex; plasma membrane. Bases 335 to 4306 code for a protein of 1323 amino acids.
UCCCUCCACUACCGUCAGUACCUUCGCUAUCGACCGAAACUGUGCGCGUGUUCACGUUCCAUUUACAAAUUCGAAAAUCGAAUUCGAAAUCUGUCAACCCGAAAUAUUUUUCUUAUCUGCCAUUAAUUCUGUAAUAUCAUAAUUUUUUCUUAGCCUGUGUUACUUUUUAGUAUUUGAAUGCGUGAAAUAGUGAAAUUUCGAUGCGUUUUCUAAAUAAUGUUGAUGUGCAUGUAUGUCAUUGAAUGAAACGCUAGCGAGUUGCAAUCGGCGAAAAUGUGACUGUUAGACUUCGUACACAGUUUUAACGAAAUGGCUGUUACAAACGAUUUGUGAAAUGUUUAAAAUGCGGGAGAUUUUAAGGAUUUUAUUUGUUGUAUGGUUCGCUUUUCUCCUGGUGGUGAGGUGUGACAAUGUGGAUGUGCCGGACAGCCCGGAGGAGGCGAGGAACGAGGAGGUCGAGAGGAUUGUUAAACCAAGCAUUCUAUCAGGAGUCCGCCGCGCGUCCCCGGCCAGCAACACGAGCACCGCCCGCGACUCGCACCUACUGUCUGUGCUGGCUGCCAGGAGAAAACAGCUAAAGAGCGGACAUGCUGCCAUACUGAGCGCGCUCCCAGCGCUGGCUCAAGCUGCUAGGAAGGGCAACACAACCUUCGCAAAGAUAGAAAUUCGAGAUGCAAACAACGUGACUGUGAAAAGAUUGACGUUUGAAGCGACUCCUCCAAAUAAACUAUAUUCUGCUGACAAAGACAGACAAGAUGUCAGGCCACACAUCUUUGUGCCCAAGUCCUUUCAGGAAAACAGGAGUAGGCUAGCAUUCGACAAUAAAAGACGAGACCACUUAAAUGCUAAUAAAAACACUCCUGAUAGAAUGACAGACAGUUCAGUAGUCUACGUCCCACCUGAAAAAUUAGAAGGAUUAGAUAAAGAAGUAGAGUUAGACCCAGAGGAAGAGUUUCAAGUGGAUGAAUCAAAUCAUGGCCUAUAUUUGCUUAAUUAUUCUGACACAGAAAACGUCACUCAAAGUCCAGUCUUAAAUAAAACGACAACUACAAUUGUUAACGAUAUAAAACAAAAUACCACAGUUAAAAUUGAAUCUACAACUUUACCCAUGAAUACCACGAAUCCAAAUAUAACAGAAGAAUUACAAAAAGAAAAAGAACAACAAAAAGAAAGCAAUGAAGAUAAAUCAGAAACAAACACUAUUGCUAAUAGUACAGACUCUAAAAGUACGCAAUUAGUGAACAUUGAGAAUGAAAAAGAAAAAGAAAAUAACACGGUAUUUAUGUCUGAUGAAAUAAUUAAUCAUUUUAGACAUCUAGAAUCAGAGUUAACUGUAGAGGAGAUGGCGCCAUUUAUUUACUUUGGACAGAAACUUGGAGGUCAGGUCAGCGAUAAUUUAACAAACUCUCCUUCAUUAUCAGCUUCCACAAAAUCAGUUAAUUUCAUAGCAGCUCCAUUAGAAAAAAGAAAAUUCAAUUCUAGAUAUUCAGCGACAGAAAAAUACAAGAAUACAAGUGUAGAUGAAGAAGAAGUUAAUGAAGAAAUGGAUGUAUCUGUUGUUAAAAAUACCAUAGAAAAAAAUAAAAUAAGGAACACUGUAAAAGGACCUGCCCCUGCGCGUCAUGUAGGUUUAGUAAAUGCAUAUAGGAAAUACUCUAGUUCUACGCCAGCUACUACUAAGUCACCAACUAUUGCACAACUUAAUGUUACUGAGCAAAUCAUUUUUAAUGUCACCCCAAUUACUGUAGAUAAAAAUAAAGAGAAUAAUCAAACAAAUGUUACUAGUACGAAUAAAGAAUCUUUAAAUAUCACAAAUAAAACGAAUUCUACUACAACUGUGAAGGAUAAUCCUUAUAAGUUUAAUAUUACUUCUGUUCCAAGAAAUUACACAAGAAGUUACUUUAAUUUGCGCAGAAGGCCUACUCGAGUCACAGCUUCCUCCACAGCUGAAAACAUUGUACCGACUCUUGUUAAUACUACUACAGAAAAAACAUCAACAUCUGUUUAUACAGCCGUGGUUACCUCUGUUUCUAUAACGUCCUCUAUGAAAGCCAAAAAUAUUACUGAUGGAUUGGAUGUAGAUAAUAGUACUAUUCCAGAAGUAAAAGAAUAUGAACUUAAUAGUACUAUUCCUAAAGCAAUUCUUUUAAAUGAGACGGAGACAUCAACAGUGACUUCCUCGACUUAUAGACCAUACAAGCACAGAAUUAGAAUAAGAACUACAACUACAGAAAGCAGUAUGAACUCAAAUCCAAGUUCUUCACCCAUAGUUUUACAACCAUCUAAUCCUCCCACCAGUGAAAUGCCAACAACUUCUCGUAUAUCCGAAAGAUUGGCUAGUUUAUUACGACAAAAUGUUUAUGAGACUUUGGCGAAUGGUAGUACAGUAAGGCCGAAAAAUAUACUACGAAGGCGACGUCCAACCACUACAUCCACCACAUCUACAACAACUACUCCAGAGCCACCAUCUUCAUUUUAUAUAUCGAGCGAAUCGCCAAUUACAUUACCUACACAAGGAACUUCUAGCAAUAUUCCUCCAGUAACAACAGAAGCAAUACAUUCUGAUGUAACUCAAAGUGUUUCAACAUUUAAACCAUUCGUAGUAACUUCCAAAACUUCAUCACAGUCUAAAUCAAAACCUGUAUUGGUUGCAACAAGCGCACCUUCAACUAAUAUUAGUGAAUCAAAUAAUACUUCUGCAAAUGUAACUAAGGAUAGCGAGGAAGAAGGUACUGUAACAAAGAACGAAGAAGUAGUCAUAGAAGCUGAAAAGAAUUACACUGCAUCAUAUGUGUUGGCCGGGUUGGGAUUCCUGCCUGUUGGAGCUAUUAUAGCUUUUGUUUUAAGAAACGUUCUUAAUAAGAAAACCAAAGAAAUUGAUACGGAGUACGAGGGAUACUUCGACGAUGGUGAGAUCAAGAAAGAGUCCCCGAUUACACCGGUCGCACGACCACCAAUGCCACCGCCGACCAAACCUGACCAAAAAUGGGAAUUUCCAAGAAAUAAGCUAAGGCUGCAGACGUUGCUGGGUCAAGGAAACUUUGGCCAGGUAUGGAAAGCUGAAGCAGAUGAUUUAAACGGGCACGAUGGUUUGACGCGUCUGGUAGCCGUCAAGACGAUUAAGGAAACCGCAUCUCAGAAGGAGAAACAGGAGCUUCUGCACGAGAUCUACAUCAUGCAAAAAAUCGGAACCCAUCCCAAUGUGGUUACCAUUUUGGCAUGCUGUACAGAACAAGAGCCCUAUCUCCUAAUAAUGGAGUACGUGAUGUGCGGCAAACUGCUGACGUACCUGCGUGAGCGCCGCUCGCGGCCCGACCGCUUCAGCGGCAGCGGCGCGCUCACCUCCCGCGACCUCACCGUCUUCGCCUACUGCGUCGCUAGGGGCAUGGACUACAUCGCUUCCAAAGGGAUCGUGCACCGCGACCUGGCAGCGCGCAACGUGCUGGUGGACCACAACAAGCUGUGCAAGAUCGCGGACUUCGGCAUGUCGCGAGCCGCCGGCGCCGCGGCCCGCGCCGCGCGCUCGGCGCUGCCCGUGCGCUGGAUGGCGCCCGAGGCGCUGCUCUACAACGUCUACAGCCACCACACCGACGUGUGGGCCUUCGGCAUUCUGCUGUGGGAGAUUGUUACUUUAGGUUCGACGCCGUACGCGGCGAUGUCGGGCCGCGAGGUGCUGUCGGCGGUGACGGAGGGCUACCGGCUGGAGCGGCCGGCGCACUGCAAGCCGCAGCUGUACCGCGCCAUGCACGCGUGCUGGCACGCCGACCCCUCGCAGCGGCCCUCCUUCGCCGCGCUCAAGGCCCAGCUCGCCGAACUCCUCGACAACGAGCCCUCGGAAGGAAACUACGUAGACCUGGACUCGUUCUAUCAAGAGUCUUCAGUCUACAGCGAUCCGUCGGCGAUCAUCAACGACGAUGAAGGGUUGUCCGCGGAGUAUGAUCGUGAAAGGCGGUGUUUUAGGGACCUGGGUAACAAAGGCGGGUCGCAGUUCGAGAGCCGGCCGUUCGCGUUCAGCAAGCCGGCCGGCGCGCCGCGCCGCGCGCUGUUCUCCGACGGCGAGUUCAACGACCGCGCCUUCUCCGACAACAGCUUCCCCGACAAAACCUUCCCCGACACGAACUUCGCCGAAAGAAAAGACGGGAAACUCUCGACCUCCAGUUUCCACAGAGAAAGGGAGCGCGAGAAUCCCCUCGUCAGUAGAAAUAGCUUUAACGGGUUCCCGAGGAUCGGCACCAGAGACGGCCACUUCCAGUUGAUCCCCGACGGGAGGAACAACAGGGUUUCGGAAUUCGAAUGUGACAUUUAAAUUGUCGAUUGACUGAUUUUAUUGAUAUUUGACUACGUAGUCUAUCAAUACGAUUUUUGAUUCAAAAAUUGUUAUAAAUUUUCUCAAAAGUAAUGAAGGCCAAGUUUGUUGAUUUAAUUUUUAUUUUAGACAAUUGUGAGUUUCAUAGUGUCUGAAAAUAAUUCCACAUACAUUGAACGUGUUAUAGGCUCUAUAUAAAUUUGCCAAUUAUAUGCACUGAAAGAUAUUAUAUUUUUUUGCACAAGUGUGGACAUGACAUUAAGAUUAAUCGAUUUCAGAUUAAUUUAAAUUUAACUUACAGUAGGUAUCGAUGUUUGUAAAUAUUCGUUAAUUUAUAACAGUAUUGCGUGUUGCGGUGUAGUCUAGAGAAUGAUCUGUAAAUAGUAUAGUUUGUGUAGGUAAUGAACUGUUUAUCGUAAUCACGUAUCCAGAAUAAUAAUAAUUGUUCAUCUAUUUCGAGGUAAUAUUUCUUGUGCUUCCAAACUGAGAAAAUGUAUUUUUUAUAACUUAAAUUUGUAAGCAUCUUCCAAAGAUAUUUUUGUAUAUUUUGUCAAUUUUACAAAUGUGUGAAUGGUUUUAAUUACAAUUAUUAGAUUAUUUUAUCAAAAUUUAUUCUUUGAAUUCUGUUGCAGUUUUUACUAUCUCAAAAAAAGUGGAAAAUCGAAUUAAAAUAAAAAAAUAUAAGAUCAUUUACUAAAAUAUUUUUUAUUCAGUCAUGUUUCAUAUUGUCUCUUUCUAAAUUAAUUACAAAAUAGAGACAUGAGCUUUGAUGAUAUCUUAGAAUAAAACUAUUUUUAAACUUUCAGACGUUUCAAAUUGUUUGCUUCUUCUAGGAUGGGGGGUUAAAAUCUCGUAAUAACAUACGUAUGUUAGUGUAUUUAUUAUUGGAUCGCAGUGGUGCUACGGUUGUUAAUGUAAAUAUCAUAGUCUAUUCACGUUGCUUCCCAUCUCGUCUCAGUUCAAUAUUACUUUCUAGUCUUAUGAAUUGUAUUAUAGCAUUGAGUAGCUUUCGUAAGGUUGAAAGAUUUAUUUUAUUAUGAAAUAAAGUAAUGUAUGAAAAAUUU